UUUUAUAUUUUAUGUAUUUUAUAGGAAAAAAAAUGAGUCUCAGAAAAUCAUUGCGAUCGAGCUCAAGUUUCAUUAAUCCCGAUAGUGUUGCAAUAUAUUAUUGCCAAAAUAAGUUAGAUCCAGAGUUCUUAGUGAAAAAGUUUAUAAAUAGUGCUAUUGGUUUUGGUGUCUUUGUGACAAAAGACCUAUCUUCUGGAGAAUUUUUAUGCGAAUAUGAUGGCAUUUUAUCCGAUAAAGAGCCAAAUAAUAGUCAAACUAACAACUAUUUAUUUUCAAAUAUUGCUCAUUGCGGAAAAAAGUUUUAUUUAGAUGGCUCUAAUAGCAAACAAAUGGGGGCUUAUAUCAACGACACUUCUGUACAAUAUCAAAACUGUAAUAUGAAAAAAGUUGUUGUGGAUAACAAGCCUUGUCUUUGUUUAUUUGCAAUUAAAGAUAUAAAGUCUGGCACGGAGCUUAGAUACAACUAUGGUGAUAAAGCAGAUAACUUAUGGUGGAGAACUGAUAAAACAUUACUCCAGCCUUAUAUCCUAUCGGAUGGAACUUGCGUUCCAGCUAUAAGCAAACAACACAGUUUAAAAGUUUCAGAGGUUUUGAAACUUAUGAAAAAUGAAUCCUUACCUGUCGAGAAAUCAAAGGUGGUUCAAAACACCAGCAAAGUCGAAUUCUCAAGCAAAUCACUCAAUCCUCCAUUUAUUAAAAUUGAGGACAAAUCUAGAUUGUAUAGGCCAAUGUACAAAGAAGAAAUUGAAUCUGGUUUUCCCUUAAUCUUUCAUUUAAAAGAAAGUUUCCAAGUCAAUUCAAAUAACGAAACUAUAACUAAAAAUUGCAAAUCUUACUGUGAGUGUUGUGAAGUUAAAUUUGAAGAUUUAAAAUUGCAUUUGAAUGGAAAUCAACACAGACAAUUUGCUUUAAACAGUAAUAACUAUGCAGGUGUUGAUGAUAUUAUAAAAAGUUUUUCUUUUGAAAAAUUUCUUUUGGAACUUGAAAGUAGUUUAAAACAUAAUGUUACGUUAUCAAGUUUAACUUCUAUUGAAGAGACACAUGUUCAUUCCGAUAAUAAACAUAUAGUUAUUGAAGUUAGUGAAAAUAGUAGUGAUUUUGUUGAUUUUAGUUUAUCAAGUGAUAAAGAAAAACAUAAAGUAAAUGAAUACGAAAAAGUUGAUCCUGAAGUUGUAAAUUGUCUCUCUAUUGCUAAAAAUGAAAAUAUAACCAUAAAAAAGACUAUUCAAAGAGAAAAAAAGAUGUGUCCUGAAUGACGUGC
Molecule: messenger RNA, 1261 nt
Organism: Hydra vulgaris (swiftwater hydra)
Lineage: Eukaryota; Metazoa; Cnidaria; Hydrozoa; Anthoathecata; Hydridae
Biological process (GO): regulation of DNA damage response, signal transduction by p53 class mediator; regulation of transcription by RNA polymerase II
Cellular component (GO): polytene chromosome; nucleus
Molecular function (GO): transcription regulator activity; protein binding; histone H4K20 methyltransferase activity
Source: RefSeq, a predicted model, not a curated record